Molecule: messenger RNA, 869 nt
Organism: Abrus precatorius (Indian licorice)
Lineage: Eukaryota; Viridiplantae; Streptophyta; Magnoliopsida; Fabales; Fabaceae
Product: UPF0434 protein Daci_3569
Exons: 4
Coding region: 44-328 (94 amino acids)
Source: RefSeq, a predicted model, not a curated record
AUGAGAAGCUGACAGGUAAAGAGAAGAGAAAGAAAGGAAUGAAAUGGUGAGAGUAAGCAAACAGGUUUUGCAAAAAGCAGGGUCACCCCUUGCCAAAACCCUAUCUGAGAUCCUCGUUUGUCCUCUCUCUAAGCACCCUUUGAGGUUCUGCGAGGAAUCUAAUUCUCUAAUCAGUGAUGCUAUUGGCGUUUCCUUUCCCAUAAAAAAUGGGAUACCUUGCUUGGUUCCAAGAGAUGGGAAGAUACUUGAGGAUGAAGAUGCAUCAAAACCCGAAAAUCAUACCAAUUUAUCUGCAGUGAAUGAAGAGAAUAAAGGAACAAGUGACUGAGAUGAUCAAACUAUCUGUGAGCCUAAAAUGCGCUAUGUGUAUAAGAAGUUGCAUUAUUGACACUUUGGGGAAGAAACAUGCUUUUUCCUUAAAUGAAAAAUGUUGAACUAAUAGAUUUCUUAAUUUGUAUCUUUUAGAGUUGUCUCUUCAUGAUUCAACGUUUAUUAUCAUUCGUGUGAUAUUUAGUAGGGAUACAAACUUGUUAAAAGAAACAAGGUUUCUUUAUUGUCAAUUAAAAGUGCAGAGGAUACUGACCAUUAUUGAAGAAACGAGGUUUUCUGCAUUUUAUAUAGAGAUGUAUAAUGUCAAUAGUUUUGCAGAAAGAGGCUUUUGAACCUUGAUCAAUAUUACUAAUGUACUUCUGACAAUCGAGCUAAGCAUCUACUGUGAAGGAUGUAGUUUCUUGCUUUGAGACAUACCACACACUCCAUACAACUUUGGCAAGAACGUCAAUGAAAAUAGUGAUGAUUACUACAAGUAUUCUUGUAAUAAAGGAAGCAAUGAUGAUGAACGCAGAAGAAGGGCCAAAAAUUUCAUCACU